Hyaloperonospora brassicae is the source of this 1764-nucleotide messenger RNA. The record is from the annotation of a GenBank genome assembly. Lineage: Eukaryota; Oomycota; Peronosporomycetes; Peronosporales; Peronosporaceae.
AUGAUCUCCGACUCGACGCGAGAGAAAGCCAAGGCCACCAAGGCCUAUCUCGAGCAGAAGUAUGCCGCCAUGAAGCGCGAGCGCGAAGAGAGUCGUGAGCGACGCAACUUGCUGGAGCAGCAGAUGGCCGCGCUGUGUCUCACCGAGCGCAAGAAAGAGCAGUACCGUCAGGAGCUCCGCUCGAAAGAGUUACAGAGUAUGCGCCAUCAGCGCAAGCGCUUAGCGGUGGGGGAUUUCCAGCCACUUGCAGUGAUCGGUCGAGGCGCGUUUGGCGAAGUUCGUCUCGUGAGGAAGAGAGACAGUGGCGAGAUCUUUGCGCUCAAGUCGCUCGACAAGAGCGUGAUGGUGCUCAAGAAUCAGGUGGGCCACGUCAAGGCCGAGCGCGAUAUCUUGGCAAGUGCUGACCAGGACAACAAGUGGCUCGUGAUGCUGCACUACUCGUUCCAAGAUGACCAUCGGCUGUACAUGGUGAUGGAGUAUUUGCCUGGAGGAGAUUUGAUGGGCUUGUUGAUGAAAGAAGACACGCUCAAUGAAGCCACGACGCGCUUUUACGCGGCGGAAAUGGUGCUAGCGAUCCAGUCGGUGCACGAUCUCGGCUACAUUCAUCGUGAUAUGAAACCGGACAAUGUGCUGCUGGAUGCUCAUGGACACUUGAAGCUGACGGAUUUAGGACUUUGCAAGAAGAUGGACUCGCGGGUGGACUUGUUACCGAUCACGCAACACGUGAUGAACCCCGACAAAGCUGCAGCAGCAAAUGGAGGUGCAGGAAAUGGUGCCGAAAACGGCAUGGAUGCGUCACGCAGCAAACCUUUCUGUCGCUAUCGACAGGUUGCGUUCAGUACCGUCGGUACACCGGACUAUAUUGCGCCAGAGGUGCUGGCACAGAAGGGAUACGGCAAAGAGUGCGAUUGGUGGUCCUUGGGUGUGAUCUUGUACGAAUGUUUGGUGGGCUACCCUCCGUUUUACGCGGAUGAGCCCGUGCAGACGUGCCGCAAGAUCAUUAAUUGGAAGCAGUCGUUCGGGUUCCCUCAAGAGGCCAUCGCCCGACUAAGCCCGCAGUGCAUGGCCUUUGUCAGGGGCCUCAUUUGCAAUGCAGAGAACCGACUGGGAACAGGGUCAAUUGAGGAGAUCAAGCGACACCCGUGGUUCAACGGUGUCGACUGGUCAACGUUGCGCUCGAUUCAGGCUCCCUACAUUCCGCCAGGCGGUGGCGCACAGUUUGACAAGGUCUUGCACCAACUGCAGGCGAACGACCCCGGCCAGGGUGGCCCGCCAUACCAAGAGCUCGUUCGGCAGAUCACGUCAAACUUUGACGAGUUUACAGAGCCGUGUGAAUUGCCUGCGCCAGCUCCGGUGCAAGCGUCCAGCGUGGCGCAGGAACCGUCAGCAGCAACAAUGGACGGGCAGUGCGUUGCAGCUCGUGGCAAUGAGGCCACCUCCCAUGAUGAUAAUGGAGGCGAGGUGCCGCAAGCAUUCGGCCCGGAUGGCAAACCGUUGACGUUCAACAAGUUCAUUGGCUACACGUACAAACGCAAGCCGCCCGUUCGCAUGGCACUGCACGACGGACUGUUUGACAAUGGCAGCACAGGCUCUGCACCUACAUCUUCAACCCCCGAGACCGGUUCCGAGUCAUCAGCGGACCCCGUUUGUCUUUUGGCUACCAACAACGUGGCGACAAAAGUCGCCGCGCCUAUGAUUGGCGCUGGAGACCGUACCCAGUUUGGGAUGGACGAUCAUUUGUCAGCCACAACAAAUCAAGAGUAG